UCUACCCCGUGUCUGUUCAUGGUUUCUCCACAUCUCUUUUGAUGCAAAGCAACCGAGCGGCCUUGAAAUUAGUUGUCGGCGAGGAACUUGAAAAGAAAGGCUGACGUGGGGGUAACGACGUCCUUGGUUAAAAAACGGUAUCAAAGAAAGAUUUGCCUUCCAAAAGCUCGGAAGAAGCAGUAUGGCUUCAGGAGGAGAAUCCAAGAAUGAUGAUCUUUCCACUGCCAUUUUAAAGCAAAAGAACAGGCCCAACCGACUGAUUGUUGAUGAAUCCAUCAAUGAGGACAACAGUGUGGUCUCACUCUCCCAGGCCAAGAUGGAUGAACUGCAGCUUUUCAGGGGGGAUACAGUGCUACUGAAGGGGAAGAAGAGGAGGGAGACGGUGUGCAUUGUGCUCUCUGAUGACACUUGCUCCGACGAGAAGGUGCGAAUGAACAGGGUUGUCCGCAACAACCUAAGGGUUCGCCUCGGGGACGUCAUCAGUAUCCAGCCAUGUCCGGAUGUGAAGUAUGGAAAGCGUAUUCAUGUUCUGCCUAUUGAUGACACAGUGGAGGGGAUCACUGGCAAUUUAUUUGAGGUUUACCUAAAGCCAUACUUCUUGGAAGCAUACAGGCCAAUCAGAAAAGGAGAUAUUUUCCUGGUAAGAGGUGGGAUGCGGGCAGUGGAGUUCAAAGUCGUGGAGACUGACCCAAGCCCCUACUGUAUCGUGGCUCCUGACACAGUGAUCCACUGUGAGGGUGAGCCUAUCAAACGGGAGGACGAGGAAGAGUCUCUCAAUGAGGUUGGCUAUGAUGACAUUGGAGGUGUGAGGAAGCAGCUGGCUCAGAUUAAGGAGAUGGUGGAGCUCCCUCUCAGACACCCUGCCCUUUUUAAAGCCAUUGGUGUAAAGCCGCCACGUGGCAUUCUACUGUAUGGACCUCCUGGAACUGGGAAAACUCUGAUUGCUCGGGCUGUGGCUAAUGAAACUGGAGCUUUCUUCUUUCUUAUAAAUGGCCCAGAAAUUAUGAGCAAACUUGCUGGCGAGUCUGAAAGUAACUUGAGAAAGGCCUUUGAAGAAGCUGAAAAGAAUGCUCCUGCCAUUAUCUUCAUUGACGAACUUGACGCUAUUGCACCCAAAAGAGAGAAGACUCACGGAGAGGUGGAGAGGCGUAUUGUUUCUCAGCUGCUGACUCUGAUGGAUGGGCUGAAGCAAAGGGCGCACGUCAUCGUCAUGGCUGCAACGAACAGACCCAACAGCAUUGACCCUGCUCUCCGACGAUUCGGCCGUUUUGACAGGGAAGUAGACAUUGGCAUUCCAGAUGCAACUGGGCGACUUGAAAUCCUCCAGAUUCACACCAAGAACAUGAAACUGGCUGAUGACGUAGAUCUUGAGCAGGUAGCCAAUGAGACACAUGGGCACGUUGGCGCUGAUCUGGCAGCACUCUGCUCCGAGGCAGCGCUGCAGGCUAUCAGGAAGAAAAUGGACCUGAUUGAUCUGGAAGAUGAGACCAUUGAUGCUGAAGUCAUGAAUUCACUGGCUGUUACCAUGGAUGAUUUCAGGUGGGCCCUAAGUCAGAGCAACCCCUCAGCUCUGCGGGAAACUGUGGUGGAAGUGCCCAAUAUCACUUGGGAGGACAUUGGUGGUCUGGAAGACGUGAAGCGAGAACUUCAAGAACUUGUACAAUAUCCUGUGGAGCAUCCAGAUAAGUUCUUGAAGUUUGGUAUGACACCAUCUAAAGGGGUGCUGUUCUAUGGGCCACCUGGUUGUGGUAAAACCCUUUUGGCCAAGGCAAUUGCCAAUGAAUGUCAGGCCAACUUCAUCUCCAUCAAAGGCCCAGAACUGCUUACAAUGUGGUUUGGAGAAUCAGAGGCUAAUGUCCGGGAGAUCUUUGAUAAGGCCCGACAGGCUGCCCCAUGUGUUCUGUUCUUUGAUGAGCUGGACUCUAUUGCCAAAGCUCGAGGUGGAAACAUUGGUGAUGGUGGCGGAGCUGCCGACAGGGUCAUUAACCAGAUUCUAACAGAGAUGGAUGGUAUGACCAGCAAGAAGAACGUUUUCAUCAUCGGAGCCACUAAUAGGCCAGACAUCAUCGAUCCUGCUAUCCUUCGACCUGGCCGCUUAGAUCAACUGAUCUACAUCCCCUUGCCAGAUGAAAAGUCUCGUGUGGCCAUUCUUAAAGCUAACCUCAGAAAGUCUCCCAUCGCAAAGGAUGUGGACUUGGAUUUCUUAGCCAAGAUGACCAAUGGUUUCUCUGGAGCUGACUUGACUGAGAUCUGCCAGCGUGCCUGCAAGCUGGCCAUUAGGGAGUCAAUUGAGAAUGAAAUUAGACGGGAGCGUGAGAGGCAAACUAAUCCUUCAGCCAUGGAGGUUGAGGAGGAUGAUCCCGUUCCUGAGAUUCGCAAAGACCACUUUGAGGAAGCCAUGCGCUUUGCUCGCCGUUCUGUCAGCGAUAAUGACAUUCGCAAAUAUGAGAUGUUUGCACAGACACUGCAACAGAGCAGGGGAUUUGGCAGUUUCAGGUUUCCCUCCAGUAACCAAGGCGGCAGUGGACCAAGCCAGGGCUCCACAGGGGGUAGCGGAGGCAACAUGUUCAAUGAGGACAACGAUGAUGACCUCUAUGGUUAAACUGAAUGGCGGGAUCACCAGUAGCAGGCCGCCUCACAGUGCACCAAAACAAUCCAUCCAACUGGGCAACAAUGUACAAAAUUCCGUAUUCCUGGAACUUAAUGCUUCUGAAAGUUUUUAUUUUUUAAAACACCAUUUUUCUUCAAUGGUUGGAGAAAGCAUGUAGCUGCUUGUUUUUGCUUGCUCUGGUUUGUGAGGAGAUAUUUCUGAGAAAUUGGUCAUUAGCUUAUAGGGGAGGGAUAAUUCAAGUGGGUAAAAUAUAUAGUAGUGGCUUCAUUUUCAAAACUUUGUAAUUGACAACAUUGUGUGUGCAGCUUUAGCAACAGGUUUGAUGCUACCCAAAAAGAAAGGAAAUUGCUAAUGACUUCUUUUUUUUAAAUUUUAUUAAAGAGUAGGGUAAUGUAUUCCAGGUUUUGAAAUAAAUUAAGUUGUUAUAGUGUCUCUGAGAA
Scleropages formosus (Asian bonytongue) is the source of this 3051-nucleotide messenger RNA. RefSeq names its product valosin containing protein (gene vcp). The record is from RefSeq and is a predicted model, not a curated record. Gene Ontology annotation, biological process: retrograde protein transport, ER to cytosol; autophagosome maturation; mitotic spindle disassembly. Gene Ontology annotation, cellular component: nucleus; cytosol; VCP-NPL4-UFD1 AAA ATPase complex. Gene Ontology annotation, molecular function: polyubiquitin modification-dependent protein binding; ATP binding; ATP hydrolysis activity. The transcript is spliced from 17 exons. NCBI's taxonomy places the organism in Eukaryota, Metazoa, Chordata, Actinopteri, Osteoglossiformes, Osteoglossidae. The coding region runs from base 182 to 2602 and encodes 806 amino acids.